Xylona heveae TC161 is the source of this 4926-nucleotide messenger RNA. RefSeq lists its product as hypothetical. NCBI's taxonomy places the organism in Eukaryota, Fungi, Ascomycota, Xylonomycetes, Xylonales, Xylonaceae. Gene Ontology annotation, molecular function: protein binding. Bases 206 to 4567 code for a protein of 1453 amino acids. The record is from RefSeq and is a predicted model, not a curated record. The transcript has 4 exons.
CCUUUAGGAGUACUGUGUACAAGAUUCUCGGCAUAAUUUGCCACAAGGCUGAUCUUUUCGUCCUAAGCUCUCAAUUCUAAUACCAGAUUAAAGAUGAUUGCUUUAUGCAAUUCUCCUUCAGAAGAUGUCUUUGACUGUUGUCUGCGAUCUUAGUAUCAUUCUUAUAUAUGCAGCAUAAAGGAGAAUUCUUUUAUAUUGACGCAAGAUGGCGCGCUCACAGAGGCACAAUGAGCCUCAAUCGCCCUUCGAAAGUGAGACAUUCAAUGUUGAGAUGAGCUUGAAGGGGCCUCAGGCAGUUGGGUCCAUGUCAAUCUCCCCCUGUGGACGAGAUGUAGUGCUUGCUUCCCGUGAAGGGUUGCAUGUUAUAGACCUCGAUUCGCCGUAUUCACCACCCCGCUACCUGCCCCACCAUACUCCGUGGGAGGUAGCUGAUGUGCAAUGGUCGCCAUUCGCCGUGCGAGACUACUGGGUAGUAAGCACAUCAAAUCAGAAGGCUCUUGUGUGGAACCUUGGGAUGGCUUCGGAUCAUUCAGCAAUUGAGCACGUCUUGCACGGCCACAGCCGAGCCAUUACCGAUAUCAAUUUCUCCGCCUUCCAUCCAGACCUGCUUGCAACGUGCGCUGUGGAUAGUUUUGUUCAUUGCUGGGACUUGCGCCGUCCUGCACGACCGGCCAUGACAUUUUGUGACUGGUUUGCCGGUGCAACGCAAGUGAGAUGGAAUCGCCAGGACUCUCAUAUCAUCGCCUCCUCACAUGAUAAAUACUUGCAUAUCUGGGACGAUAGGAAGGGUGCAUAUCCAUUGAAAUCCAUCGAAGCGCAUGAGACGAAAAUCUAUGGAGUAGAUUGGAACAGAACCCGUUCGGGAGCUAUUGCAACAUGCUCACUUGACAAGACGAUUAAGUUCUGGGAUUAUACUUCCGAGUCAGCUAGUCCCGAGAGGGUCAUAGACACACCAUUUCCUGUAUGGAGAGCUCGGCACACACCUUUUGGUUGUGGUUUGCUGGCGAUGCCACAACGGGGUAAUAGUGAUUUACAUCUUUAUGAUCGACGUCUCGCCCCAGGCAUGAAGCCGGAUGAUGCCGUACCAGAAGUCCACAAGUUUGAGGGUCAUGCCGGUCAAGUGAAAGAGUUCUUAUGGAGACCUCGGGGAGGGAUAGAUGAUGGCAUUGAUAAUCGCGAAUUCCAAUUGAUUUCAUGGGGAACGGACAGGGAGGUGCGGUUACAUCGGGUCGACCCUGAGAUUUUGCGUAGCGUAGGCUACGAAAAAGGAAAAGGAGCACAUAAGAAUAUCUACAUCACGAGGAAAGAUGCUGUUUAUAGAUCUUACAGAGAUGUCCAAGCAGACCAUGAGGGACAGCGUGGUGCGAUAGGGAAUAAUCUUGAGCGUGGGCUUGCUCGAGGGGCUUUGAGUGCCGGCAUGGGUAAAGUGCCUAUUCCUGCCGGACGUGGCUGGGUUGGAAGUGGCUAUAUGACGUCCAAGGCCGCGAUCCAUGGGAUGACAUCUGCAAAAAAGGAUUCAAACCCAAUCACGUGGAUGAAGGGCGUCAAAAUCGGAAAAGAAAAAGCUUUUCCUUUACCCAAACCUCCUAAUAUGACAGAGUCUGCAUCGUCUUUGCUAUCGCCUGGCUUUCGUGGAAGUGGAUUCUGGGAAGGACCAGAAACGCUGGGAGACGAGGUAACGUAUGUCGGAGACAAAUUUAGCAAAGUCACUUUCGAUAAAGUGGAUAUACAAAAUCGGACAGUGACCAUAUCGAUGAACGGACCAUGGGGCUCUGACGGGAAAGUGGUUUAUGUCAAAGUCGAGAUUAAAUUUCCACAUGACUAUCCGGGACCCUCUGCCCCUUCAUUUAAACUUGAGAAGACUUCGUCACUCGCAGGAGAUGCAGCUGUAAGGAUGUCCCGUGAACUCCGUACGAUUGCCGCAAGUUAUGCAUCAAGAGGGAAAGGUUGUCUUGAAGCAGUUCUCUGUUAUCUGCUCGGUGAACGCAAGCUGGAGGAAAGCACGAUAUGGUUGGGCCCAGAAGAGACAGAAGAUGGCAUCAAUGUUGGGGGCCAAGGAGAAAGCUCCAGUGACGAAGAAGUAGAUGUGGGUGAUUUUCAUGACAUGGAGAUGAGCGGCAACGAUCUGCUUGGGCCCGCGAAUUUGAAUGCGAAUGUCCCAUUGCCAAAAGCCUGCGGCGCCAUUUGGUCGGAGACUGGACGGUUGAUUUGCUUCUUUCCGCCUAAAGAAGAUAAAACCAAGUCCUUGUUGAGUGCUAUUACUCUAAGAGACCAUGAUAGGUUGUCUGGUGCUCCGAAAUUCUUUGAAGGGUUUGGGCGAUUACGUGCAAGAUCCCCUGGCCCUAAGAAUAAGAUGACCUCCAUCAAUGAAGAUGAGGAAGCAUCAGACUCCUCUGAUGACUCUUUGACAUCUUUUUCUGAUUCUGAAUCGAUGACAAGUACAGUAGGCCUGCCGAGCCGAUUUCAACCUCCGAUGGCUUGGCAUGGGAAGCCUCUGCGGCUGCAGAGAAUUAAUUCGACUGAUCUUUCUCAAAAGUCUAGUGCCGCUGGCACCUUGAACACAAAAACGGAGGGAAAUGCUCCGAAGUCUGUGAUUUCUAUCCACAAUUUGGAGGAUUUGCUCCCUGCAAAGAAGGAGCUUGCCAUGAAUUAUGCCUUAUUCGGAGACGGGCCGGAAGUUUGCGCACACAACUCAAAGGUUGCGGCAGAGCAUGGUGCAUACGACAUUGCAGAUAUAUGGGAAUAUAUUGGGCUUGUGCUUUACAAUGAGGUGCCACUCGAAAUAAUGCCACAACCUCAUCGGAGAGAGCACGUUCUUGUGCUUGCGAAGCGUGGUGUGAGCAGGGCUCGGCAGAAACCAAACUCCGUUGAGACUACACCCAGCGAACGCUCGAAAGGGAAAGGAUUUAAAUUCUUGGGCCGUGUCAGAUGGGGAAAACAUCCAUUCGGUGGUUCUUGGUUUGUUGAGGAAUUGUUUAAAUACUUUGAAAAGCUUGCGGACGUGCAGAUGCUCGCUAUGUUAUCCUGCAUAUUUUGUGAACCAGAAGCCAAGGAAGCUGUUGCAACCUCAAUUACAAAACCAAAGAAACAUGAAGCACCGCUCUUUAUGAAGACUCCCGCCUUUUCUUUGGAUUAUUUUGCCGCGGAGGAAGUUGCAUGGAGUCUAUUUCAACCUAGCCCUCGGGUAGCUUCCAACAUCGAGACUCAGCAAUCGAUAGAGCGCACCUAUGGUUCAGCAAAUUCGUCAAAUGGUUUGUGGGGCAACGACCCUAUCAUCCCUUAUUCGACCGGCACCACACCACCUCACCGACAAAAGUCAUCUCGCGCCGUCCUGGAGCCUCCAUCGCAAACUCAAAGCGUUUCCACGUCUCCAGAGCAACAGCAUGCUCGGAGAUCAAACUCAAAUCUUGCCAGCGUCUUUGCCGCGUCCUUUGCGCGCCCGUUUUCUUCGAACGUUGCCGCUUCCUCGCCGCCGUCUCAGACACGGAAACGUCCCAGUCCAAACGAGCCUUUUUCAGGAGCUACCACUGGACAAGGUAUAAGUCGGGGCGGGACUGCAACCCUCGGAAAAGAAUCAGCUCUUAGAGAAGAGCACCGCAACAUCUACUCUCAUUUGUCUGUCGAAGGCUCAGAUACCGAACAAGAAGAGCCAGCACCGAAAAAGCUCAGUGUCAAAGUCUCCCUGAAGAAUCAAAAUCUUUUCGAUGACGAAAGCCGUGUUCCUAUGGCGCUGCUUAAUCCAAGUCAGCAAUCAAAAUGCCGUGGUUAUCGUGAAGCAUACGCAAACUUGCUCUAUAUCUGGGGCUUGCGCUUCUCGAGCUGCGAGGUCCUAAAAUUCAAUAUGCUAAGACCAUAUUUUUCAACUUUGUCGCAAGAAGAAAAAGAUUCACUCAUGGCACUUGGCAAGAGGGCUUCUGUGGACCAAAUGCAGGAUCGUUGGAUGGGCCUUGAACUAGGCGUCAACUGUACUCAAUGCGAGGAUUUACUACCAAAGGCGCGACCAGGUAGCCCAGCGAGCCGAUGCCAGUCAUGCGAAUCGGUCCGUAAGAAUGUUUGCUGCUCCAUCUGCCAGGAAAUCGUGCGUGGUCUUUUCACCCCAUGUCUGAGCUGUGGGCAUGUUACGCAUUCGACUUGUCAUGCCGAGUGGUUUGCGGCCGGCCCCCGUGAAACGGUCGAUGGUGACGCCAAAGAUUCAAGCCAGCCAGAAACAAAAGAGAAGGACAAAAGCUCUGGCAGAUCCAAUCGCCCUAAUGGCAGCCAAUCGACGUCUUCAAUUACUACUGUGGAGUGCGCUGCUGGAUGCGGAUGUCUCUGUCCGCGAGACGCCUUGAUCGGCAGGGAUAUCCACGCUUCUAACGGUGAUUUACUUGGCGAUGGGCGUCUCGAUACAGUCAUGGAAGAAGAUCCAGAAUGGUCUGACGAUCCAUGGGAGAAGCUGGCAGUGGCGGCACUCGGCCGCGGCGUCGGAGGCGGCCUCAGCCGAGGCCUCUCACAGAGCAAAGGCGCCAGACUUUCCCUGAGACGAAGUAGUUCCGGGUUCAUCCCUGAUGAGAAGAACCGUGCUUAGCCACAAACCAUUUUCAAAUUCCGCAAUUACUUGAUAUUUUCCCGUUUGUUCUUUGUUUACGAAUGAUAUCCAGGGUGGAGUUGGGGAUCUAAGCAUCAUCGAGGCGCGAUCCGAUUUCUGGAGUUAAUUCUUAUGGCCAAUCUAUCAAAGGAGCUUCUAAAUGUCUUAUCCUUUAGGAAUCUUACUUGUCUUUGUGGUCUCUAGAAUCUUUGGCCUUCUGGGGAAGGACUAAGGGCUCUGUAAUACUAAAUAAACAGCUAAAUUUUUUCCAGAUUUAUGGUUCAUGCAUAUUAGCUCAAGUAUCUUGUCUGUCGAGAUACCUCUACAGAAUCCUCAGCAAUUCUAUACCAAUACCCAAC